ACAGUGCUGUUUGCUCCAGCAGACACUAAAGUUCUCCAAUCCUCAGUUCUCUCAGACUAGUUCCUCUGUAUCCACGUCCAGGACUGAAUUCGGUUCUUCUGCACCGCUGACCGGAUCAACAUGGUGGGCAUAUCAGGGCUCUCUAAAGGAGAAAAUGGCUGAAUGACAGGAACAGAGAGAUUCAUCGUAGUAUUUACAGGAAAUCAAACAACCGCUCCACAGGACACGCACGGAGUCGGGUUUAAAACAUUCAAGGGCGGAAACACCUGUCACUUGCUUUCUAGCUGGACUGUGUUGGAGAAAGGGGCGUGUCUUGAGGUCUUCAGAAUGUUCCAGAGGAAGAAGAGGAAGAGGAGGCUGGAGAUCUCCGGUCCCAAGAACUUUGAGCACCGAGUGCACACGUCGUUUGAUCCGCUUCGGGGCUGUUUUGUGGGUCUGCCGCCUCAGUGGCAAAGCCUCAUAGAGACACUGAAGAGACCCAAACCUGUGGUGGAUCCAUCCAACAUCACACAUGUGCAACCCAAACCAAAAAAGAACAUCGUGCGUGGCAGUUUCAUCGGACAUGAGGACUACAUCUCUACUGCGAUCGCUCAGAUGAGUCGAGUCUCUGUAACGAGCUCAAACUCAUUAAGAAGAACUAGCACGUCACUACGGAAACGUGCACAAUCGCUGGGACGUUUGGGACAGUUAGCCGAAGGAGAGACGUACGAAUAUCAGGGACUGAAUGACGCAAAUCAGAAAAACGUACAGACGGUCUCGGACUGGCAUUCAAGAUUCAGUGACGGUGGAAGUCCACGACCUGGUUUUAAAAAGAGUCACACAUUUGACUCGAACGAUGCACGACCGAGGGCGCAAUCAAUCCACGAGGCGUCGUUAUUCACGGGACAGCCACAGCUCAUGCCCCGGGACAUUUUACUCUUGCCUAGGACUGUUCGUGAGGGAUCCAAGAUUUCUCAAGCAGACUGUAAACACAACGAAAGACCCGCUUCCUGUCUCUACAGUACCUACAGCGUAACCGACGGAGCAAACGUCAAGCCGAGGAUCAGCUCGGAACAACCGCAGGUGGAAACGCCAAGAAGACCGCACUCCACGUACAGCACAAAGGUAAAUUCACCUAGCUACCCAGCCAUUUCCAAACCCAACGGCACUAGCAGUCCAAAACCAGGACCCAUUACCCACCCAACACCACGUAGUUCCUCCAACGACACCAUAGACAUUUCGCCAUUCAAAACCUCAGGAUCUCCAGGCUCGGUACCACCAACACAGGUCAGUCCAUCCCAACCGAGACCCUCACCAACGGGUUCACCCAACACGACACCAACAGGUGCCUCUUCACCCUGUCUCAGACCGGCCCAAACCCCUGCCAGCAUCACAGAGUCACCCAAAGUGACCCACACGCAGUUCAAAACCGCCCUGCAGAUGGUUGUGGACAAAGGUGACCCUCGCAGUUAUUUGGAGAACUUUGUGAAGAUCGGAGAAGGCUCGACGGGUGUGGUUUGCAUCGCCCACGAGAAGCACAGCGGACGGCAGGUUGCCGUGAAGAUGAUGGACCUGAGGAAGCAGCAAAGACGAGAACUGCUCUUCAAUGAAGUGGUUAUCAUGCGAGACUACAGACAUAAGAAUGUGGUAGAGAUGUAUAAGAGUGCUCUGGUGGGUGAAGAGCUGUGGGUCAUCAUGGAAUACCUGCAGGGCGGCGCUCUAACCAACAUCGUUUCAGAAACCAGGAUAACGGAGGAACAGAUCGCAACAGUGUGUGAAGCUGUACUGCAGGCGUUGUGUUAUCUACACGCACAGGGAGUCAUUCACAGAGACAUCAAGAGCGACUCUAUACUGCUGACACUAGACGGACGGGUGAAGCUGUCAGAUUUUGGAUUCUGUGCUCAGAUCAGUAAAGACAUCCCAAAGAGGAAGUCAUUAGUUGGAACUCCGUAUUGGAUGGCACCCGAGGUGGUUUCAAAGACGCCCUACGGCACUCAGGUGGACGUUUGGUCUCUGGGCAUCAUGGUGGUGGAGAUGGUGGAUGGAGAACCUCCGUAUUUCAACGAGACGCCGAUAGCUGCCAUGAAGAGACUCCGAGACGAGUCUGCGCCGACUGCCAGGAACAUAAACAAGAUCUCUCCUGUUCUGCGGGACUUCCUGGACUCCAUGUUGACCCGUGAUCCUCUGAUGAGAGCGAGUGCCAGUGAUCUUCUCCGGCAUCCAUUCCUGCUGCAGAGCGCUUCUCCUCGCUGUCUGGUCCCUCUAGUGGAACAGUACCGCAAACGCAUGUCCCGCUGCUGAACAGCACCAACGAUGCUCUGAUGCUGCAUGUUUAUGACUGUCGAAUGUCUCUGCUGAUUACUGAUCUGAUCAGUUUUUAUCUGAUUCCACUGAAACAAUGAACUGUUGACAUCAUCUCUGUAAGGGAGAACCACUAUUAUAUAUAUACACACACACACACACACACACUCUCACACACACACACACACACACACACUCUCACACACACACACACACACACACACACACACACACACACACUCUCACACACACUCACACACACACACUCUCACACACACACUCACACACACACACUCUCACACACACACUCACACACACACACACACACUCUCACACACACUCACACACACACUCACACUCAGACACACACACACACACAUACACACUCACACACACACACACACACACACACACAUGUUGUGUUUCCAUGUUUUAUGGGGACUUUCCAUAGACAUAAUGGUUUUUAUACUGUACAAACUUUAUAUUCUAUCCCCUA
This is a messenger RNA of Xyrauchen texanus (razorback sucker), 2776 nucleotides long. RefSeq names its product serine/threonine-protein kinase PAK 6-like. The record is from RefSeq and is a predicted model, not a curated record. Gene Ontology annotation, cellular component: cytoplasm. Gene Ontology annotation, molecular function: protein serine/threonine kinase activity; ATP binding. The coding region runs from base 163 to 2280 and encodes 705 amino acids. Gene Ontology annotation, biological process: regulation of MAPK cascade; intracellular signal transduction; protein phosphorylation. NCBI's taxonomy places the organism in Eukaryota, Metazoa, Chordata, Actinopteri, Cypriniformes, Catostomidae. The transcript has 12 exons.